This is a messenger RNA of Temnothorax curvispinosus, 5081 nucleotides long. RefSeq lists its product as uncharacterized. NCBI's taxonomy places the organism in Eukaryota, Metazoa, Arthropoda, Insecta, Hymenoptera, Formicidae. The record is from RefSeq and is a predicted model, not a curated record. Gene Ontology annotation, cellular component: cell cortex. The transcript has 10 exons. Gene Ontology annotation, biological process: imaginal disc-derived wing hair organization. The coding region runs from base 54 to 4247 and encodes 1397 amino acids.
CGUCGUGUUACAACUCCGCUGCUGCGCUACUGUGUCUGAAUGCUGUGGGGAAAAUGCGUUCUCUAGCCCUCGUUCUCACGAGCUUCAACCUCCUGCAAGUCGUCGUUCGCUGUCAGGAAUUAUCGGUCAUCCGGCACGCCGAUGGAGAUAUUUUUACCAUCGAAGGUUCUUGCACGGAAGCCUGUACAGUGCUUAGCAGCGGGACCGCCAGUCCUUACUCUCGGAGUUCCUCGAGCUCGAGCCUGCUUGUGCCAAACAGUUCCUGCACGUGCCAGUGUAACUUCGACUCGCCUAUCUUUCGAGAGGAUCUUCACAUAUGCGUCAACGACAUCCACGAGUGCAACGUUGCUGGAUUUGUCAACAGCAACGGCCACGUGGAGAAAGUACCGUAUGUCUUCUUACCACAGCAAGGGCAGAUAAUAUAUCCGCACGCGGAGAUUCGUUUCGAAGGUGUGACCACUCCUGUAUGCGGGAUCGCCGGUGCUCAGCAAUUGGGAAGGACGGGAUGGUCCGAGUUGAGGAACCUCUCCAACGCCGAGCCGCCCUUCAGACUGUUCCGAGACGAGGGCAGAACGUUCCUUCAGUGGAUCGGCGAAGCUGGACUGAAAGACGCAGCGGAAGGACGAGUCGUGACAGCCAAGCUUGUCUGUAGAGACGCAUCACCGAAGUCAACAUUCUCUGGGGUUUUUACACCCUGCGUAGCCUUCAGAGUGGCCGGUUCGUCAUCAAAAAACAGCGUACGAGAAGUAAUGUUCUCGUCGACGUCCCAGGUGUCGCAAGGAUUAUCAGCUACGGAAUACACCGCCAUCGGUCUCUCCUCUGUAAUCUUAGCCCUCAUAUACGUGGCCAGCGUAUCGUUAUAUUUGCACAGCAGAAGGGCGAAGAGAAAAUCCAUCGAGGAAGCGAACAUCACUCUCGACGGCGGUCGAGACGGCGGCGGAUUGGUGAAGAGUAAUCCGUUGUUGGCCGCUUCGAGACACUUCGAGAGCGACACUAAUAGCGGACUCACUGAGAGCGAUUUAGGCGAGGAUCUUCCCGCGAGCGAUAACGAGCAAGGCUUCGAAAAUCAGGUAACGUCCGCGAUCGUUCAUCCGCACUGCGUGUAUCUGGAGCAAUCGGAAGGGCCCUUCCCCGCGGGUUCUAUACUAGGCGAGAGACUACCGGAAGAGGAUGUACGGGUCGUGGAGACGGCUGACAAUCCGCAUCAGCAAGAUGUACCGGUUCUUCCAGGUACUCAACGAAGGAAAUUGUACUUCAAUCCCGCGUACUUCGAUCGACAGCUAUUGCUGGCCCCACCUCCGGCUGCCAUCGAGUUCCUGCUCAAAAUCCGAGAAGUCAUCUCCAUCGCCAAGCACAAGAUGGCCGCGAAGAGAUUUGUUCCUACCCUCAUCGGUAUUCCGGAAGAGGAGAGCGGUUCCGAACGAUGCGAAUCGGCAAAAUCGAGCAGGCAUCAACAGAGAACGACCCCGAGCUCCGUCCAUGGUGGCUCGGCCGCGAAAUCGCGCAAAUCCCAACGGUGUACCGGAUGUCCCGGCUGCAGCGAGUCUCCUCGACAGCUUCCUGCUCUUCCUGUACCCGAUCUACCCAGCCACGGUGAGAGUAAGGUGCGCGCCUGGUUAGAAGACGUACGACCACCGCAGCGUCGCUGGAGAGACGCCGAGGACACGCGCAGGAAUUUCCAGGAAAACGCUCGAACGUUUGCUAGAAAUCUCGAGUACCUGAAGCAGCUGGCUAGACGCGAUUUCGGCGAUCCGGACGAUCACGCGAAUCUGAUCGGCAAAUCGGUGUCGUCGUGGAAAGAUAACCCGCCGAUGCUGAGGACCUUCCAGAAUAUCGCCGCUAGGAGCGAGAUUUUGGAGAACGACGAUCGUCACAGCGUGUCCAGACGGUCGACCAGGUCCAUGUUCGAGGGAACCGAGUACGAUCGUUACAACCGCGGUAAACGGGCGAACGGUAGACCGUUCCAAUUCGCCGCCGGUGACGACGCGAUAAACGCGAAAGUCCGCAAGGCCAUCGAGAAUUCUUUCAUCAAGCAGAUGGAGGAGAACGCGGCCAUGGAAAGCGAGACGAAGGAGAGCGUGAAAGACGACAGGAACAGCAAGAGUGAGGACGAGUCAGCGAAGACGGAGAGAUCGUCCAGCAACACGGACAAAUCGGAAAAGUCACGAUCUCAACAAUCGCAGAGCAAUCCCGCGCCGAAGAGAUCGAGAAAGUCGAAGGCGCCGUGCGUACCACAGUCGAAAGAACUCCCGGAUAUGAUCAAUGAAUUACCCGGCGCGAAGAACACCGCGAAGCGCAUCAUGGACGCCGUGAUACGCGAGAUGGUGGACGUGAAGGCGUUGGAUCAUCAUCACUCCGAUCGUACUGCCGCGAUCGGCGAUUACGAGGUGGACAGUCUGGAGCGUUCCAAGUGCAGUCGGAAAUCGUCGACGUCGCCAGACCAGUCAUCGACGGAUAAUCAAUCAAGUCCGGCCUUGUCUACGGCGUUGCCGAUGGACGAGGAGCUAACGAUGCAAAAUGCCGUGAUCAACACGCGAACCGGCGAGAUGACGAUGUCGAAGCUCAGUAAUCAGAUUCUUGCCGAGAGGAAUCGCUACAACAGUCUGCCGGAGCUGAUCAGCAGCCAGCGAUCAGAGACGUACUCGCUGGUGAGCGAGGUUUACGUGAACGACGGCUACGCCAGUCCGGCCUGCAGCGAUGACAGCGGCCCGGAGAUCCAAUACGAGCCGGAAAAUCCGGGUCAUUUGACCAUCAAAGUCCAGGACUCACCGGAGAAUUAUGUGAAACUUGACGAGUCCGAGUACGAGCCGGACACGUUGGACCGAAAACCGAUGAAGCUGCGGAUCAACGACGAUAUGCAGUACAAUCGAGGGGAAAUUGCCAACGAGAUUUACGUGGAUUCGUUGGAACGACCGGCUCAGAUCCUUCUCAAGAGCAGGGGCAGUUUCCGCGAUGAGAAUUCCCCGCUGCAACGCGGCCACGGGAGUCUACGGGAGAUCUACGAGGCGAGGAUUAAGUCGAGUUUGAAGGACUCGCACUUGACGAACGGCCACGACGCCGAAUGCCAAAUUAAUGGUGAGCCCGACGGUGUUCCCUCGUGGAAGAAGUGCAGGUACUUGACGCCGGACAGCAGACAAGCGAAGAGACAACGACAGCCGCACAAUCAGCCGGACGUGGUGCCGUUGCCGCCCACGGACGAGGAGAUCUAUCAGCGGCCGAAGCCACCGCGACGCGUCGAGGACGCAAGACUGCCGCCGUUAUCUCCAAAAAACGCCUGGGACGGGAGUCCUGUCGAAGCGGGUGACCCUACGGCCAGCAACGGCGCUCCUGUCCCGAAAGCUGAUGGAUACUAUGUAGGGAACCAGACCUGUCUUUGUGCGUCGCAGACUCAAGUCGACGUCGCGACCAAGUACGAGGUUUACAACGAGGAGCAUCGCGAAGACGUCGUUCCCUUAACAGGAACGAUGUUCUUCAAUGAGAGAUUAGGCGAAUGUACCGUGACGAACGGCUGCAGAGACUGCCCGUGCGAGACGCGGAUCGAAAUCGAAGUUCCUGGGGACAGGUGCAGGUUCUACGGGCAUGUGGCUUCCUCCAAGGAGGAAGUCUCGGUGCGGGGAACGAAGGUAACGCGAGAGAAGCGGUCCGUCACGGGCUCCUCUCAUCACAGGAGUUCCGCGAGGAGCUCCAGGACGCGAUCGUGGAGCAUCGACCAUCGCCAGGAGGACGAGGACAAGCUCCUCAACAACAGCAGAGCGCAGAACUGCUCCAGAACGAGACAGCUGAUGAAGGAUUUCUCGAAGAGCUGCGAUUCCAGCUCGAACGUGCCGCCGUUGGUGGACAAUCGGCGUGGUCACGUCAAGGUCGAGGACAGCGGCUACCUCAGCAGCACCGACAGCAACGGCUCGCACAAACGAUUGCUGAAGCACGAGGUGAGCAGCGUGUCCGAGGAGACCGACGAGACCGAGUCGGUAUGCGACGGCGCCAGCGAGAGCGGCGCCGAGAGCAUCGGCACCGACAGCGUGUUCUUCGGCAACUUUCGCAGACUGUCAGAAAUUUCCAAGAGCGCCGAUUCCGGUGUGGAUCUGGGAGCGAAGAAUUCGUCGUAUUACCAGCCACUGUUCGGCGCGAGGACCGAGACCGCGGUAGUUCUGGAGAGAGCGAAUUUCAGCACGAGCGACAGCGAAACCGAGAGUCUCGUCACCGUAUUGCCUCCAUGUAGCGGUCAGUGCAACAAGUUGGUGUCAUGAACGAUGCCGAAGUAUCUGAUUGAAAUAGAUGAUCUCUUCAUACCAUGGAUUCUCCGGUAGGUUCUGUACGGUAGGCAACGUAUAUUGGUACCGAAUCUCAGUAAAAACGUUGAUAUAAAAACAAAAACUUUAAAAUUAUUUAUAACAUCUUUUGCUCGCACAAUACGCAAUAAUUUCUAUAGGAGUAACGAUGGCACAAAGAUAAAAUAAUUGAUUAAUUCUUAUUUUUUUAUUAUGAAUGAAUUGUUAAGAGCACAUAUCGUGAUAUGUUAAUCUUUUACAUAGAAAUGUCAAAUUGUAAAAAGCAGAACAGCUUCUUAUUGAAAUUAUUUGUUUCUAAUAUAUUUUCUGUACUAGAUUUACACCGUAGCAAUGUUAGGAUGCAAUAUAACACUACUUUUAGAACGUAAGUGGAAAUCAAAAUACGAUUUGCCAUCGUACUUGAUAGGGUAUAGAAUAUUAAGUCCAGUUUAUUGAUAAGACAACAGAGUGCAUUUGUGCUAUUAAAUUUUCGAGAAUGAAUCUUGAAGGAUUUAUAUAUUCGCGAAAGAUUAAAAAUUCUAAUAAAUCGAAACGUUAGAUAAAUUUUAUAUCUUCUCAGAAAAGUUUCAAGGCCAGUAUAGGAGGAAAGUAAUUUAGAAAUUUAUUAUUAAAAUAGAUAGCUUACACGAUCACGAUAGUUUUAUAAAUAUUACAAUUAAACACAAAGCGCCAUGCGUGCUUAAGAGUUCAUCAAGCGGGUAAAUGAUAUAUUCUCUUCGCUCAAUCUAGAAAAAUAAUAAUUAAAAGACUUCUGUGCUUUAAUUAUUUUUUAUAUUAAUAUAUUUUUAAGCU